This is a messenger RNA of Caretta caretta (loggerhead turtle), 4674 nucleotides long. It is a transcript of the gene IPO5, whose product is annotated as importin 5. Gene Ontology annotation, molecular function: protein binding. Gene Ontology annotation, biological process: protein import into nucleus. Lineage: Eukaryota; Metazoa; Chordata; Testudines; Cheloniidae. The record is from RefSeq and is a predicted model, not a curated record.
CGCCUCCUUUCAGUGGGUGCGCGGCCGGCUCCCCCUCCCUCCCUGCCUGCCCUGCCCGGCCGGUCUCUGUCUCUCUUUCCCUCUCGCAGCAAUGGCGGCGGCGGCGGAGCAGGAGCAGCAGCAGCAGCAGCAGUUCUACCUUCUCUUGGGCAACCUGCUGAGCCCGGACAAUACGGUCCGCAAACAGGCCGAGGAAACAUAUGAGACUAUCCCAGGCCAGUCCAAGAUCACAUUCCUUUUACAAGCCAUCAGGAAUGCUGCUGCUGCUGAGGAGGCUAGACAAAUGGCAGCUGUCCUUCUACGACGUCUGUUGUCCUCUGCGUUUGAGGAAGUCUAUCCAGCUCUUUCACCAGAUGUUCAAACUGCCAUCAAAAGUGAACUGCUGUUGAUUAUUCAAAUGGAAACACAGUCUAGUAUGAGGAAAAAAAUCUGUGACAUUGUUGCUGAGCUGGCCAGGAAUUUAAUAGAUGAGGAUGGCAAUAACCAGUGGCCAGAAGGUCUGAAGUUCUUAUUUGAUUCCGUCAGCUCUCAGAAUGUGGGACUGCGUGAGGCCGCUCUGCAUAUUUUUUGGAACUUUCCUGGGAUUUUUGGGAAUCAACAACAACACUAUUUAGAGGUCAUUAAGCGGAUGUUGGUUCAGUGUAUGCAAGAUCAGGAGCAUCCAACGGUUAGGAUGCUGUCUGCAAGGGCUGCAGCUGCAUUUGUACUUGCUAAUGAGCACAAUCUUCCUCUUCUGAAACAUUUUGCAGACUUGCUACCUGGAAUCUUGCAGGCUGUAAAUGAUUCCUGUUACCAAAAUGAUGACUCCGUUCUAAAAUCCCUUGUAGAGAUUGCAGAUACUGUUCCGAAAUAUUUACGUCCACAUUUAGAACCAACAUUACAACUAAGCCUAAAGUUAUGCGGAGACACCAACCUCAAUAACAUGCAGCGUCAGCUGGCCCUGGAAGUAAUAGUAACGCUAUCAGAAACUGCUGCUGCUAUGCUGAGAAGACAUACCAACAUUGUUGCACAAGCUAUUCCUCAGAUGUUAGCAAUGAUGGUUGAUUUAGAAGAAGAUGAAGAUUGGGCAAAUGCAGAUGAGCUUGAAGAUGAUGAUUUUGACAGCAAUGCAGUUGCUGGUGAGAGUGCAUUGGACAGAAUGGCAUGUGGCCUUGGAGGGAAACUUGUUCUGCCUAUGAUUAAAGAACAUAUUAUGCAAAUGCUCCAGAAUCCUGAUUGGAAAUACAGGCAUGCUGGUUUAAUGGCCCUGUCAGCUAUUGGAGAAGGUUGUCAUCAACAGAUGGAGGGAAUUCUAAAUGAGAUAGUUAACUUCGUUUUACUUUUCCUCCAGGAUCCUCAUCCAAGAGUGAGAUAUGCAGCCUGUAAUGCAGUUGGACAAAUGGCUACAGACUUUGCCCCUGGUUUCCAAAAGAAAUUCCACGAGAAGGUAAUUGCAGCUCUUCUGCAAACUAUGGAAGAUCAAGGCAACCAGCGUGUUCAGGCUCAUGCAGCUGCUGCACUCAUUAACUUUACUGAAGAUUGUCCGAAAUCACUGCUUAUUCCAUACCUGGAUAAUCUAGUGAAGCAUCUUCAUUCCACCAUGGUGAUUAAAUUGCAGGAGUUAAUACAGAAAGGCACUAAGCUGGUUUUGGAACAAGUUGUGACUUCCAUUGCAUCAGUUGCAGAUACAGCAGAGGAAAAAUUUGUUCCCUACUAUGACUUAUUUAUGCCAUCUCUUAAACACAUUGUUGAGAAUGCUGUACAGAAGGAACUUAGACUUUUAAGAGGAAAAACUAUUGAAUGCAUCAGCCUAAUUGGCCUUGCUGUUGGUAAGGAAAAGUUUAUGCAGGAUGCAUCAGAUGUGAUGCAGCUGUUGCUGAAGACGCAGACAGACUUCAGUGAUCUGGAAGAUGAUGACCCCCAGAUAUCUUACAUGAUCUCUGCAUGGGCUAGAAUGUGCAAAAUCCUUGGAAAAGAAUUUCAGCAGUACCUUCCUGUUGUCAUGGGGCCUUUAAUGAAGACUGCAUCAAUUAAACCUGAAGUAGCUCUACUAGACACCCAAGAUAUGGAGAAUAUGAGUGAUGAUGAUGGUUGGGAAUUUGUAAACCUAGGAGACCAGCAAAGUUUUGGAAUUAAAACUGCAGGCCUUGAAGAAAAAGCAACUGCAUGCCAGAUGCUGGUUUGCUAUGCUAAGGAAUUAAAAGAAGGAUUUGUGGAGUACACAGAGCAAGUUGUAAAACUGAUGGUUCCUUUGCUGAAAUUCUAUUUCCAUGAUGGUGUUCGUGUGGCAGCAGCAGAAUCUAUGCCUCUUCUCCUUGACUGUGCUAGAGUUCGUGGGCCAGAGUAUCUCACACAGAUGUGGCAUUUCAUGUGUGAUGCGCUUAUCAAAGCUAUAGGGACAGAACCCGAUUCAGAUGUACUUUCAGAAAUAAUGCAUUCAUUUGCAAAGUGCAUUGAGGUAAUGGGAGAUGGAUGCCUUAACAAUGAACAUUUUGAAGAACUUGGAGGAAUAUUGAAAGGAAAAUUAGAAGAGCACUUUAAAAAUCAAGAGUUAAGACAAGUGAAAAGACAAGAUGAAGACUAUGAUGAACAAGUUGAAGAGUCAUUACAAGAUGAAGAUGACAGUGAUGUUUAUAUUCUGACUAAAGUGUCAGAUAUCUUGCACUCAAUAUUCAGCAGCUACCAGGAGAAGGUGUUGCUGUGGUUUGAACAGCUACUACCACUAAUUGUCAAUUUAAUUUGUCCACAUAGGCCAUGGCCAGAUAGACAGUGGGGAUUAUGCAUUUUUGAUGACAUCGUAGAGCACUGCAGCCCAUCCUCAUUCAAAUAUGCUGAAUACUUCCUGAGGCCAAUGCUACAGUCAAUAUGUGACAACAGCCCAGAGGUUAGGCAAGCAGCUGCUUAUGGUGUUGGAGUUAUGGCACAGUUUGGUGGGGAGAGCUAUCGUCCUUUUUGCACAGAGGCGCUUCCAUUGCUGGUGAGAGUUAUUCAGUCACCAGAUGCCAAAGCCAAAGAGAACGUCAAUGCAACAGAGAACUGUAUUUCAGCAGUAGGGAAGAUCAUGAAGUUCAAACCUGAUUGUGUAAAUGUUGAGGAAAUCCUGCCACACUGGUUAUCAUGGCUUCCACUACACGAAGACAAAGAAGAAGCUGUUCAUACUUUCAAUUACCUGUGUGACCUAAUUGAGAGUAACAACCCAAUUGUCCUUGGUCACAACAAUGCUAAUCUUCCCAGAAUAUUCAGUAUAAUUGCGGAUGGUGAAAUUCAUGAAGCAAUUAAACACGAAGAUCCAUGUACUAAACGGUUGGCUAAUGUUGUUCGUCAAGUGCAGACCUCUGGAGGAUUAUGGACAGAAUGCAUAUCACAGCUCAAUGCAGACCAACAGGCAGCUAUACAGGAGCUCCUGAACUCUGCUUGAAGGGCCUUAAUUAUCUGCAAGAAAACUAACUCCAAAUAAACAUUUACCCUAUUGUUUAGGUUUCUUUGUUUUUGUUUUUGAGCAAAAAGAACUGUAGAGCGUGUAGGCCAUUCUUUUGCAAUCUACAGGCAGUGGCAACACGAAGAAGCACUCUUUCAGAGUGGUGUUUAAAUCCAUUUCUAUCCCACAACACUGAAGAAGCUCCCUGUAAACCCUACAAAAGCACUGAAGAAUAUUUUUCUAAUGGUAUAAGCCACCCGUAUGAUGGUGAAAAGGAGACAAGUUGAAUUUUCUCAUUAGAUAUAAUGAAUUAAACAGCUUUAAGACCAGUUAUUCAGCGGUAAUGUACAUUAUAGCAGAUAACAUUUCUAUACAUCUAGUAUUAAUUGUAUUAACUGGAGUGAGUUUCUUUUAGGGUAGAAAGUGCCCUUCUACCCAGCAAACCACUAGAUCAAAAGAUGAAAAAUUGAAGACGAAUAUAAAGCAUGAAGACCUCAUUGAUGUCGCACAAAAAAGGCUUGUUUAAGUGACUCAAUGAGAAAAGCUGUUCAGCUUCCAGCCCUUGAAUGUGAAGUGUCUUUGGCAUGUCUGGCAGUAUCUCAUUCACUCCUCAAUAAAUGACAUUCAAAUACAAUAAGACGCUUGUGUAAAAGUUCAGUGCUGUGUGAUUCUUAUUCAAUUUCCUCCUAUGAGAAGAUACAAGAACAAAUGUUACGAGUCAUAAUUUUAAGAUAUUUGAAAUUUUCUGUACAAUAUGUCUAACUCACACUUCAUGCUUUUUUGUUUCUUUAACCAUUCAACUUUUUUCUGAUUCAAAGAACUACAUACUGUGUAGAAUUCAAAUUUAGUGACAUGAGCCUUGGGUACAGUGAGUUUACAUACCUUUACCAUAAACUGUUUCAUUUUCAGAUCCAAUUGCAUAUUUGUAAUUUAUGAAAAGUUGGCUAAUGUUCCAGUUGCGGAUGUACAAUGGGUCUGUGAUAGCCAAGCAAACUUUCAGUCGUAUUAAAUUAAAUACAUGCAGUUACAUUUGUGGAGAUAUGAUUGGUAGCCUAUCCUGAAAGGAGAAAAUUUGUGUAUAAAUGUUUUAUUGGUUCAUCUCAUCCUAGCAAUACAUGGGUUACUGUUUAAGAUAUAUGGUUUUUCUAAAAUCUUAUUUCUAAUUUAAACUUCAGUGUGAACCCUUUGCAGUUUGUACUAACAUUUUUGAUAUAAAUAUUAAACUUAUGCUUAGACCAGAAAGCUAACCUAAGAAUUAAAGACUUUUCACUAAGUGA